AUGUCCAACAAAGCUCUCAUCUUCAAGCAGAUCCCCCAGGGAUACCCUGUCCCCGGUAAGGAUCUCACCAUCGAGACCGCUGCGUACGAUGCCAAUGUUGCCGCUCCCGACAACGGUGUCGUCCUGCAAUCCCUCUACACCAGCUACGACCCUUAUAUGCGUGGCCGCAUGCGCCCCGCUGAGGUCAAGUCCUAUGCCGCCGCCUUCGCCCUCGACAAGCCCAUUGAGAGCGACAGCAUCGCCAAGGUCGUCCGUUCCAACAAUGCCAGCUACAAGGAGGGAGAUCUGGUGAUCGGUCACGUCCCCAUCCAGGAAUACGUUGCCCUCGACGCCCCCAACCUGGUUCGCAUCCGCAAGCUCGAGAACCCCCUCGGAAUUGAAGAUAUCCGCGUCUUCCUGGGUCCUCUCGGUAUGCCCGGCCUGACUGCUUACUCUUCCCUUUACGAGAUCGGCAAGCCCAAGAAGGGCGAGACCAUCUUUGUCUCCGCUGCCAGCGGUGCCGUCGGCCAGCUGGUCGGCCAGCUCGCCAAGCACGAGGGUUUGCGCGUGAUUGGAUCCGUCGGUAGCGACGAGAAGCUCGACUACAUCAUCAACGAGCUCGGCUUCGAUGGCGGUUUCAACUACAAGAACGAGAAGCCCUCCGCUGCCCUCGCCCGUCUUGCCCCCGAGGGAAUUGAUAUCUACUAUGAGAACGUCGGUGGCGAGCACUUCGAGGCUGCCCUCGAUGCCUUCAACAACUUCGGCCGCAUCGUCACCUGCGGUCUGAUCUCGCAGUAUAACUCCGCUCCUUACCCCAUCACGAACAUUCACCAGAUCCUCGUGAAGCGUCUCACCAUGCGCGGCUUCAUUGUCAUGGACCCCGGCAUGGGUGAUAUCUACACCAAGGAGCACCAGGAGCGUGUGCAGAAGUGGAUCAAGGAGGGUACCUUCAAGGUUCUCAUCCACGAGACUGUUGGCAUUGAUAACGGUGCCGAGGGCCUGGUUGGUAUCUUCCACGGCAAGAACAAGGGCAAGGCUGUUCUCAAGUUUUAA
Molecule: messenger RNA, 1032 nt
Organism: Penicillium waksmanii
Lineage: Eukaryota; Fungi; Ascomycota; Eurotiomycetes; Eurotiales; Aspergillaceae
Product: MDR family NADP-dependent oxidoreductase
Exons: 1
Coding region: 1-1032 (343 amino acids)
Molecular function (GO): oxidoreductase activity, acting on the CH-CH group of donors, NAD or NADP as acceptor
Source: RefSeq, a predicted model, not a curated record